AUGUCGACCCGUGAGCCAAGUCAUGCCGGUAGCUGGUAUAGCUCUUCGAAAUCACAGCUCUCUAGUCAGUUGGAUGGCUGGUUGUCAAAAGUGGAUACUCCAGUCAAGCCUAUUGGUCGGGUCUCGUCUCAAGAAUCCUGGAGUAGCUUGCCUGUACCGGGUGCUAGAGUCAUCAUUGCUCCUCACGCCGGAUACUCUUACUCGGGAUCUGCUGCUGCAUGGGCUUAUCGUUCUUGGGAUGUUUCCAAGGCAAAGCGUGUCUUUCUACUCGGUCCAUCUCAUCACUUCUACUUGACUAAAUGUGCUUUGAGUCAAUGCGACAAGUACGCAACUCCUCUCGGUAACUUGACUGUCGACACGGAAACCACAAAGGAGUUGUACGAGAGUGGAAAGUUUCAGUGGAUGAGCAAGAGCGUCGAUGAAGAUGAGCACAGCCUUGAGAUGCAUCUUCCGUACAUCUACAAGAUGCUUUCCAAAUCAUUCUCAUCAGAAUCCGCCUUCCCAAAGCUUGUCCCCAUCAUGGUCGGUAACACAUCCGCAUCAACCGAGAAACAGUUUGGCGAACUCCUCGCACCUUAUCUUCAAGAUCCUUCCAACGCCUUUGUCAUCAGCUCAGACUUUGCCCAUUGGGGUUUGCGUUUCCGCUACACAUACUACCAACCCUCAUCCGGAGAUCCAGUUGAUCUGUCGGGAAGAUCAAAAGCUCCCAGAGACCCACCAAUCCAUGAGAGUAUCAAGAAGGUCGACUUCCAAUGUAUCGAUGCAUGUGAGACUGGCAAUCACAAGGCUUGGCUGGAUACACUUGCCGAUACUGGCAACACCGUCUGUGGUAGACAUCCAAUCGGCAUCAUCAUGGCUGCCAUGGAAGCAGUCAAGAAUCCAGCCAGAUUCAAAUUCGUACGCUAUGAACGCAGUAGUGAGUGUACCACGGUCGAGGAUAGCAGCGUCAGCUAUGCCAGUGCCUUUGCUGUCAUCUGA
Aureobasidium subglaciale EXF-2481 is the source of this 978-nucleotide messenger RNA. RefSeq lists its product as uncharacterized. The record is from RefSeq and is a predicted model, not a curated record. Lineage: Eukaryota; Fungi; Ascomycota; Dothideomycetes; Dothideales; Saccotheciaceae. The coding region runs from base 1 to 978 and encodes 325 amino acids. The transcript has 3 exons.